Spinacia oleracea (spinach) is the source of this 1241-nucleotide messenger RNA. RefSeq lists its product as uncharacterized. Gene Ontology annotation, cellular component: nucleolus; 90S preribosome. Lineage: Eukaryota; Viridiplantae; Streptophyta; Magnoliopsida; Caryophyllales; Amaranthaceae. Bases 195 to 950 code for a protein of 251 amino acids. The transcript has 10 exons. Gene Ontology annotation, biological process: maturation of SSU-rRNA from tricistronic rRNA transcript (SSU-rRNA, 5.8S rRNA, LSU-rRNA). The record is from RefSeq and is a predicted model, not a curated record.
CCCCUUCUCCCUCUCCCCGUAACAGACUACCAGUUCACGUUUCAGUUACUCUCUUCGAUUUUCUUCCAUUUCCUUAUCAAAAUCAAAACGCAGGUUCGUGAACUGAAGCCAAAUUUCAGGUUCACAAAUUAGAGAGCUAAAAACCAGUUUCUUUCAAUCGAAUUCCCAGUCAAUUAUUUUGGGUUUGGACCAUAAUGAGGAAGCAUGCUGAUUUAAACCAAUUGCCUUCUUCAACCAAGAUUAAAUUCGAGGAGAGCGAUUCCUCAAGUGAAGAUAGCGAGUCGUUUUCUGAAGAUGAGGAAGUCAAUAUACAGAAUGAACUUGCUGAUGUACCAUUUGGAGAGUUACAGAAGGCGCGUGCAGAUGGCAGCACCCUUGCCUUGCACCGGAAACGCGAAUCUGAGAAUAAGUCUAAGCGAGCAAAUAAAAACAGGCCAAUGGAGGUGAGUAGCAAAAAGCCUGUUAGUAGAUUCAGAGAAGUGAUUCAAGUGCCUAAGAAGGUAGUACGUGAUCCACGUUUUGAGUCUCUUUGCGGCACGCUUGAUGAAGAGGGGUUCAAGAAGAGAUACAAAUUUAUCUACGAAGAGAACCUUCCCGUCGAAAAAGAAGAAUUGAAGAAGUUGUUGGGGUCAUCAAAAGACCCUGAAGUCAUUGAAAAAUUGAGAAAUCAGAUUUCCGUGAUUGACAAACAAAUGAAGUCUGAUUCAAUACAGCUCAGAAGAGAUCAAAUUCUUUCUGAGCAGAAGAAGAGGGUGAGAGAAGCAGUAAAGCAAGGAAAACGUCCCUUUUAUAUCAAGAAAUCUGAAGUCCGAGAACAGAUGCACAUCGAGAAGUACAAUAAACUCAAGGAUUCUGGUAAGCUGGAUUCUUUCAUGGAAAAGAAGAGGAGGAGGAACGCUGCAAAGGACCAUAGGUUCAUGCCUUACAGGAAGGCUAACAAUAAUGAGUAACAACACAACUCUAUUAGGAUACUUGAGAUCUUUACUGACUUGCCGAUGAGCAAGUUCUCCUUCCAAUUUUCACUGCAUUCAGAAAUGGGACUUAUACACCGAGUACAAAGUAUUUUUCUCGUACUAUUUUUCGUAUCGUAGCGGCAACUUCCUUUUGUACUUGUAGAGAUAUGGAUUAUACCUAUUGUUUCAAUUUCCAAACUACGGAGUACUCCGUAUAUAGCAGUGUUUUUCAAUUGUAUUUGUGAAUACUCUGUAUGCAGCGAAUACAAGCAGAAUAUACCUGAUCAA